Molecule: messenger RNA, 903 nt
Organism: Rhinocladiella mackenziei CBS 650.93
Lineage: Eukaryota; Fungi; Ascomycota; Eurotiomycetes; Chaetothyriales; Herpotrichiellaceae
Exons: 3
Coding region: 1-903 (300 amino acids)
Biological process (GO): catechol-containing compound metabolic process
Molecular function (GO): catechol 1,2-dioxygenase activity; ferric iron binding
Source: RefSeq, a predicted model, not a curated record
AUGACAACCCCUAUAUUCUCGGCAGAUGACCUCACGGUCGAAAAUCUGACCCCCCAUGUCAUUGAGAUCGGCUCGAAUAUCGAGAGCGAGAGGCUGAAGUUUGUCUUCUCCACGCUGAUACAGCAUUCGCACGACUUUGUUCGUGAGACAAGAUUGACAACGGCGGAAUGGGAAUCAGCGUGGCAGUAUUUGACCAAGGUGGGCCAAUUCUGCACACCAGACCGACAAGAGAUGAUUCUUCUGUCCGAUGUUCUCGGCAUAUCGGCACUGGUAGAUGCCAUCAACAAUCCAGUAAUCCGUACGGCUACGGAAUCGUCUGUUCUGGGCCCCUUCCACAACGAGGCCUAUGACUUCGAAAACGGCCAGUCCAUUGCGUCCAAGGGGGCGAUUGGAGAGCCCAUGCUCAUCCGCGGAACUGUGUCAGACACAGACGGGAAUCGACUGUCUGGUGUAUCUGUGGAUGUGUGGGAGACCAAUGGAAACGGAUUCUACGACAUGCAGGAUCCGGAGAAGGACGAACCGGAUUGUCGAGGCAUCUUCCACACAGACGAGGAAGGGAGGUUCGCGCUGGUCGGGGUGCGCGCCGUCGAUUAUCCGAUCCCACAUGAUGGGCCUGUGGGGACGCUAUUGCGACUGUUGAAUAGGACGAAUGUGAGGCCAGCUCAUGUGCAUCCAGACUGUGUCCGAUUGACCACGGCAUUGUACUCGUAUGAUAGCGUCAAUAUCGGGCAUGAUCCGGUCUUUGGGGUGAAGAAGAGUCUCAUCAAGCGGUUCAACUGGUCGGAAGAUCGCGCACUGGCGGAAAAGUAUGCCAUGGAGAUGUUUGAGAGAACAGAUGCCGAAGGCCGGAAGUCACUCGGAUUUUGGACAUUGGAACACGAUUUUGUGCUGGUUCGAGAGUAG